AUGGGGAUCGGACAGGACAAGCUCUGCCCCAGCAAGUCGCUGUUCCACGGCGUUGCGCCGGGGAAGCGAGUCCAACCCCUUGGCCAGAUUGACCUGCCCAUCUGCUUUGGCACGGCGGCCAACUUCCGCAAGGAAUGCGACGUCGAGUGCAUCGAGCACGCCGAGGCUCUAGCGCUCGACGAAGCCCUCGCCGCGCAGCUGCAAGGAAUGGCCGAGGAGGCCAUGGACUCCAAGCAGCGGCACAGGGGCAACUUCGAGUCUACCGAGGGCACCAAGGACGUCCCCCUUGACCCAAAGACCCCUGACGGCAAGGCGCUGAAGAUCAGCGCUACCCUCGACGGCAAAUAA
Molecule: messenger RNA, 348 nt
Organism: Panicum virgatum (switchgrass)
Lineage: Eukaryota; Viridiplantae; Streptophyta; Magnoliopsida; Poales; Poaceae
Exons: 2
Coding region: 1-348 (115 amino acids)
Source: RefSeq, a predicted model, not a curated record